AUGGCGGCAGAUAAUUCAAAGGAUGAAGAUUCUUUCGAAGAUAAUCAUUCUAGUAAUGAUAACAACAACAAUGAUUUAAAUUAUUAUAUUGAAAAUAUUAGUAAAUCUUUAAGGAUCGAUUCAACCGAUGGAUUAUCACAAGAUGUAAGAUUGCAAAUUGCAAUCAAAUUAUUAAAUGAAGCUUUAAAAAUUUAUCCCAAUACUUUUGACUUGAAGUUUUUAGCACAUAAAAUAUCAGUAAGAAAAAGUGAAAUGACUCAAGCUAUGGAGCAGCUUAAUGAAUUACGCGUGCUUUACCCAAACAAUCAAAUCCUGAGGGAUUACCUUGUACAAAUAACUCACUCAGUAAGAAACCAACUUAUUGACGAUAAUUUUAGUUUUUUCUUAAAAAUCCCUGCCAAAACUCAAAUUGAAAUUUUAGUUCAUGCUGCAGUUUAUUAUGAAAACAUCUCCGAGACGCUUGACGCAUGUAGAUUAUAUAUUUUAAUUUUGAAAGUUUACCCGGAUACUGUGAAUCUAUAUGGAACACAUGCUGCAGAACUUGCAAUUCAAUGUGAAAAUGAACAUUCGCCAUUACCUGUAAUCAACCCUUUUCGACAAAUAUUAGUUGAAGAAAUUUUAUCAGUAAUUUUGCAUCAAAAAAUUAUCAUACACAAAAACACUCUGCCCUCAGAGUUACAAUACCCAAAUCAAUCAUCAAGCACGCCUAAUCUAUACUCUAUUUCACAACAACCUUCAUCAAGUUUACAAACCACUUAUGAUAACUUAAAAACUUGGCUUGAACGUGCUCAAAGCUAUUAUAUUGCAAGUAAAAAAUGGCGAAAAUUGUUUGAAGUUUCUUUGGGUGUAAUGAAUAGUUGUGGUUAUAUAAGAUUUGAAAGUUCUCCCCAGAUUACGAUAAUAGAUCUGUUUGAAGAACAACUUAAACUACCUGAGAAACUGUUUAAAUUACUUAACGAGAAACAAUAUUCUGUUUAUAACAAUAAAGGAUUUAUAGAAGGUGUAAGGACUACCUUUCCUUUUGCAAUAUCAAUUGGAAUAGCAUGUUUUGUAUAUUGCUGUCAUCAAUUCUAUGAAUUGGUAGCUGGUUCCAAAGCCAUCACGACUAAUGAUGGUACAGGUAAAAGAGAUUGUUUAAUACCAAUAUAUCCUAUUACUAUGAUACAAUCUUCUUCUACGUCAUCAUCUUUAUGUGUUCACAAUCCACCUAUAAAUGAAAUGAGCACUAAUAUAAUGAAUGUUAAGAACUUGUUGAUUAAUGAUGAUGAUUAUAAUAAUAAAACUGAUAGGAGCAAAUCUCUAUCGAAAAAUUGUCAAACCAAAAAUGAUGAAAUUUCAAUGAAAUCAGACAAAUUAAAAGAUACUACUGAUCGUGAUAGAGAAUCAUUAUCAUCACUAAAUGAUGAAGCCAUGUUAUUAUUAAAACGUUCUUUGGAUUGUUGGGAAUUGUUAAAGCAGUUGAUCACAAAUGGAGACGUCUCAAAAAGCAAAACAGUAGAUCACGAGAUAGAUCUAUUUACCAGAUCUUGGUGUUUGCCUUUAGAUGUUGUAAAUGCUUUGAUGUUAACUCGUGCUGAUAUUGCCCUUUUGUUAGGAAACUUGGACACUGCAUAUAGGAUUUAUCGUGAUAUGUGUGGUCAAUUUUCUGGUGCUUGGGAUGCUCAUCGUAAUCGAAAAUUAAAUAAAAAAGGACUUACUACCGUUACCACUAUCAUUGACACAACUUUUGUUAAAGAUUCACCGGAACUUUCUAUUGUAAAUGCUGACGAUGAAAUCAAAAUUCAAACACCUUUAAUGCUUCCAUUUCGUGUUCUUUAUACAAUAGCAAUCUUAUAUUUGUUAGUAGGAUCAUAUCAUGAAGCUAAAAUGGAACUACAGAUAAUAUUAGCUACCAUCCCUUUCACCCCUGUUACACAUGAACAUUUCGAAAAGGAUAUGUCAGAAGAUGGAUUAGUUGUUCGUGCUAUUAAAGAAUUAAUGGACUGUUACAAGAAGGAAUUAAAUUCAUCUUCACAGAGCCUAAACGAUGAUUAUAAUACAUUAGGAAAUAUGAUCGUAUUGAUGCAACAUGGUUGGCCUUAUUGGCGUGAUCGCCUUUUUAGGCCAGUUGUUUUACAAAAAAUUAAAGAACUUAAUGGAUUAAAAUAUCCGGAUUUAUUAGGUUUUGUUAGCAAGAAUCCAAAUAUCUAUUAUUGUCUAAUAUCAUCGUCACCGUCUUCUUCAUCGAAUAAUAAUGAAAACAAUGAAGCAACCAGAUCAAUUAAAGCAUUAGAAGAAAAGAUUAAGAAUGAUUCAAUAUAUUCUUAUUACAAUAUUAUUGAUGAUAAUAAUAAUAAUUCACUAAUGGAAUUUUGUAAAGCAAAAUUAGUUGAAGCAAAAAAAAAGUCGGAAAAAUCUUCCUCUCCUUGUGUUGUUAAAAUUGAAAGAAGAAAUGAAAGAAGUAAAAUUAGUGAUUACAAUAAUACAUUGAGUCACUUAACACCACCAAAAUUCUUUUAUGAU
Molecule: messenger RNA, 2502 nt
Organism: Entrophospora candida
Lineage: Eukaryota; Fungi; Glomeromycota; Glomeromycetes; Entrophosporales; Entrophosporaceae
Source: the annotation of a GenBank genome assembly